Molecule: messenger RNA, 8562 nt
Organism: Tetrahymena thermophila SB210
Lineage: Eukaryota; Ciliophora; Oligohymenophorea; Hymenostomatida; Tetrahymenidae
Exons: 6
Source: RefSeq, a predicted model, not a curated record
AUGCAAAAACAAGACAAUGCUGAAGAUCAGCAAAAAUUACCUAACUUUGGAUAGGGGAAUCCCAAUCCAAUGUUCACUUAAUCUGCAUAUACUCCUUCCACUUAAACUAUUCGCGUUAAUCAUCAAAUGGAGUCGUAAAAUUAAGGAUAGCCAAUGUAUAGAUCAACUGCUUCUCCUAUGCACAUAGAUCUUGGAGCAGCUUAGUAAUAAUUUUAAUUGUAGUAGAAUUCAGCUAUGAGCAAUCAAGGUGUACCUCCUCAAUCUUAAUAUAAUCACCCUUCAUCAGAAUCUCCUUUCACUCCUCCUCGCAAGCACCCUUUAAUUAGUAACGGCAAUACCAAUAAUACAACUGCAGUUACUAAGAUGAGAGGAUACACACCAACUACAACCUCAGGAAAAAUUCCAUAGAUUCCAAUAGCUUAAUAAAUGGGAUCCAAUUAAAUGAAUACACCUUUUGGGUCUGCCAUUCAAAGAGAAAUAUCACCAAUUAAUAGAGAUGUUCCUAUGAUGAGUUAUAAUAAAGCUUUAGAUAGUGUUGCCAUCUUAGGUAAUGAGUUUGAAUCAACUAUUAAAGCAUUUGUGAGUGUCUAAGAAGAAUUAAAUAUAUGGCGUGAAAAGUACUAGAAAUAGGCAGAAAUAUAUGAAGCAUAAAGCCACGAAGAAAAGCAAGAAUAUUACAUGGCUUAGUAAAAACUUGAAUAAUCUUAAAGAGAAAUUGAAAAGCUAUAGCUCAUUGUUGAAGGCGUUAAUCAAAAAUUAGAAUUUAACUCCUAAAAAAUGAAAACUCUUGAAAGAAAAUGCUAAGAUUAUUCUGUUUUAGAGUAGAAAUACAAUCAACUUAAGGUUGUCAACCGUGAACAAGAAGCCAAGAUCAAAAUUCUUGAGACUGAAUUAAGCAGUGCUCGUGAACUUAUAGAAAUAAAGGAUAGAGAAAUUCUAGAUCUUGAAGUCUACAAGCGCGAAUAUGCAGAUGUAUAAGAAAAGCUUUAACAGCUAGAAAAGGAAAACAAUGACUUGAAACACAAUAUUUAGGAUAGAGACAAAACUCUUGAAUAAUACCUUAACAGCAUUGAGCACCUAUCUAACUAGAAUAGCUUACUAGAAAAAGAGAACUAAGAAAUGAAAAAUCACAUUGAACAGUUCGAAAGAGAAGUAGAUUAAGUUCAUGAUGAAAUCGAUAAUGGUCUUAUGGUUGCAAGCUCUAAUAUGAACACUUCUAAGAAUUUAUAAUCUCAGUAGUAUGGUGUUGAAUUUUCCUAACAAUAUGUUGGGGGCAUUCACCAUGACCAAAACCUCCACAUUUCUCAUCCCCACGGUGAAUAAGCACUUGGAUCAGCUAUUGGAGAAAUACCUUAAGAGUAAGAUGAAAGAGAAGAAUAAAAUAAUUAAUAAGUUGAAGAAGAGGAAGAGGGUAGUGAAUAUGAAGAAGUAGAAAUUGAAGUUUAAGAAGAAGUACCAGUUGCUGAAGAACAAAUAGAAGAAGACGGAGAUAAUGAAGAAGAAGAAGAUGAUGAUGAUGACGAAGAAUAUGAAUCAGAUGAGGAUUAAAUGAUUUAGCAACCCAUUUAAUAUCAUGCUGAAACUCCUAUCUAAUAGGCAAAUCAAUCAAUUUAUUAAUAACACCCUGAUGAAACUGUUUAAACAUUGAGAGAAUAACAAUUUAUUGAACAUCCUGAAAAUACAGUUAGAACUGCAUAGGCACCUUAGAUGUAUAUGACUUAACAAUAUCCCCAACAAUACUAUGCAUAAAAUCAAUACUAUUCAUAACAUGGUUAAUAAGCUUAACCUUAAUAAUUCUAAUAGUAACAACAAGUAUUGGUAUCUUAACCCUCAUAAGAAAGAUAAUCUAGCUAAGUCCAAUAAAAUGUCUAAGAUUAUUCUUACCAAUAUGGAAAUAAUAACAACACACUUAGUAUUCCUCCUGAAUACAUGGAUGUUUAGAAUCCUUUAAUAAGUUCAGUUGAAUAAUCAAUCUAAAGUAGUGCUAAAUCUUCUGGAAUGUAACAGUAAUAAAAUGCAUCUUUCCACUAAAACUUAACUGGUCCUGUUCAAUAUUCAAUCUCACCUCGUAAAGCAUCAUUCGGUAUUUAAAAUAGCGAAUAACAACAAUAGAUUCAUCAAUAAAUCUAAAACUAAUUCCAAAAGUAAUAGAAUUUACCAGUUAGUGGAAAUAACUUAGAUACUUUGCAUAGCUAACAUUCAUCAGUUGCUCAACAUAGUCAAUAUAUGACUCCUUAAUAAUUCGAAGAACAAUAGCGUUUAUAAUUUACUUAAUCAUAAAGUAUUCCUUAAGCAAAUAUUAGUGUUGUUUAAACUCAAUAGGAGUAACAAUAAUAGCCUACAACAAGUCAAAUCAUAAGAUAAUAAUAAUAAAAUAUUUCAUAGAGUACUCAAGUUGCAGGACCAGCUAACAACUUAAUUAACUAAAACAAUAGAAUGGUUUAAACUGCUUACAAUCCACAAUAAUAACAUUAACAACCUCAGUAAUAAUAACAGUAACAUCAACACCAAUACGAAAGGUAAUAAUGUAUCAUAGACUCCUAACAAUAAUCUUCAUCAGCUCUUAGUGGUAAUUUCUAAGAGUUGAAUCCUUCUUAAUUGUAAAGUGAAUCAGAUAAAUAAUUCAUUCCUCAGUUAAUUGAAGAUAUCUCUAAUAAGGUUGAAGGUUUUAAUUCUUAAAUUUAAUAAUCUUAGAUUAGUUAAAUUCCUGAUGAAGUGAGUCAAAGAAGAGUUUCUGAUUUCAAUAGCUAAUAACCCUAGGAAAAUUUGAGAUAAACUGCUAGUGUUUUAGUGUAAAACAAUUAAUAAAUUAAUACUAAUUUCUACUCUUAAAAGUUACCCUAAUUCCAAACCUCACCUAAAUAAGUCUAAUCAAUUAGAAACUAAUAAUAACCAUUAAUACAAAACCAAUCAAUUUAGUAAUCUUAGUAUAUUCAAUAUUCAUCAAAUGAAUAAGAGUAGUAGUAGUAUGACUAAGAUUAAGGAUCUGAAUAUGAGUAAGAGCCUCCUGGAACUCAAUAAUACGAGUCUACAAUUCAAUUCUAAAAUUAAUUUAGUUAACACUAUUCUGUUUCUCAUGAUAAUUUACCCUAUGGACCCUCUUGUUAAGAUAUAGUUUACCAAGGAGUUUCUGCAAUUGUUGAGAAUCAAAAUAAUAAUGUAACUGCAACAACCAGUAUUCUCUAAGAACCUGCUGAAGCUUAAUAACAUUAAGAAUCAUCAUAACCAGAGCAAAAUGUCAAUGUAAACAAGCUUGGACGUGGUUCUUUGAGAAUGGGCCAAGUUUAAGACUAAUAAUAGUAGGUAUCUCAACUUGGAAGAGGAUCAGUCUAAUUAAAUAAAAAUUAACCAGCAGUUAAUGUAAAGAAUCUUAUGGAAGCUCAUUAGUAGUCUCAAAGUAGAUAAACUGCUUAAAACCAACAGGCUCAAGGUUUAGAUGAAAUUUAAGAAGAAAAUGUUUAAUCUCAAGUAUAAAAUGCUCAUGAAGAAUCCUAGCACGACUCAUCAUCUAUUGCUGCCUCAGCUUCUUAACCUCAUCAUUUGUUAGAAUAAGAACAAUAGCACUUUGCAUAGUAAGGCUCUGUAACUAGUUCAAAUGCUUCAUAGAGAUCAUAAACCUAAACUAUGUAACAACCUCCAACAAUUCAGAUAUCAUAGUAACAGCUUUAAAUUCAUGCUAAUCCUUAACAAGAAGGUAGUACCUUCCUUGAUCAAACAGAUGAAGAGCCACUUUAGAUUUCAACUUCUUAAUUUGUAAGAAUGUAAAACUCAGUUUAAUAAGCCCCUUAAAUGAUCAUUUCGCAAUUAAAUGAUGCACAAGAUAACUCAAUUGCUGAAGGCUCUCAAAUUAAUCAAGCAAAUGUAGACGUUGGAUAAAACUAAUAUACUUAAAAUUCAAUUUAAGAGGUUGCUUAAUAGUUACCAUAAAAUAAUUAACCUAUUUAAUAAACACAAUCAGUUUAUGUUGCUCACCCCUAAUAAUAACAAUUAAACAACUUUAAAUCAACUCCUCAACCUAAUAUUGGCAAUAAUUUAUCAAUUCCUGGUUAACCACAGUAAUAAUAAUAGUUAGACUCUUCUUAAUAAUAAGCUAUUCAAUUUGUUUAGUCUCAAUAAAAUUCUUACAGCUCUUCUGAUAAUUUACCCUAAGUCUAAGAGCACCCUGGAAAUAAUUAACAAUAACUAUUGGCUUUACCACAAAGCAACAUUUCUUAAGUAUAAUCAGUUUAUCUUCCAGCUGGAAAGCAAGUUUAACCCUAACAAAAUCUUAUAUAAUCAUAGCCAAUAUAGCAAAAUCAAUAUCAAAGUUUUGGACCUGCAUAAAAUUAAAAUGAAUAAUAACCUGCAGUUUAAUAAUCCCAAAUUUAAGUGUCUGAAGUUAAUUAGUCACAAUAAAAUUAACCUAUCUUAAACUCGUAAUAAUAACAAAAACAAGAAAUAAUUUAGUCAUAAUAUACUUAAUAAGAAGGACCAGUAGAGGAAGAAGAAUUAUAAUUAUCAUUUGAUUAACAAACAAAUAAGUAAGAUCAUGAUGUUCAAAGUGGAGUUAAUGCAAAUGAAUUAAGAGAAUAAUUAUAAUAAGGAGGAUAAAACCCUAUGUAAAGCUAAUCAGUUUAUAUUCCUAGUGCUAAAUAAAAUGCAUCAAAGAGCAUGACUUAAUCACAACCUUUACAACCUCAACACAGAAAUUUCCCCCAAGUUGAAAACGAAAUUAUCGAAUAACCUUUAGAAGAAGAGUAAGGUACAUAAUACUAACCUCAGUAGCCUAGCCCUGUUUAAUAAGCUGAGUAAUAAUAGUAAUAGCACUAACCUUAGUUUAUUUCCUAAUCCUAAGUAUAAAAACCUUAAUAGCAACCUGCUACUUAGGGUUAAAUCUUCCAUUCUUAAGUUCAAAGACCUGUAUAAGGAUUAUAAGUAAGUUAGAACUAAUAACAAGUUCAAUCUUCUCACGAAGCUCAAAGUGUUGUUAUUUAAUAAUAAGUGGAAUAAGUUGAGCAAGAUAAUUAAUAAGAAUAAUAAUAGUAAUAAAAAUAACAUUAACCUUAAUUCUUAUCUUAAUCUUAAGUUUAACCACAGUAAGCUGCUGUCCAAGGAUAGAUGUUCCAUUCAUAAGCCUAAAGAUAAGUUUAAGGUUUGUAAGUAGCCUAAUAAUAGCCUGAAAACUAAGAUUAAAGUCCCUAAUAAGCAUAGAAUAAUUUAGUAAAUUCUUAAGAAUUGUAAAGAUCUGUAAAAGAAGCAUAGCAAGCUUAAUAGCAAUAACGUAACUAACCUUAAUUUAUUUCGUAAUCUUAGGUUUAAUAAUAAUCAGCUGCUCCCUAAGGAUAAAUGUUCCACUCAUAAGCAUAAAGAUAAGUUUAAGGAUUAUAAGUACCUUUACAAUAAUAACAAGCAUCCUAAUAAGCUUCUAAUCAAGUGCCUUCUUAAUCUCAAAGUGUUGAUAUAGCUCCCUAAGAAUAAUUGAAUCAAUAAUAAUAAUAACAUCACUAGCCAUCAUUUAUUUCUUAAUCUCAAGUUUAACAAUAAUAAGGUGCUCCUCAAGGUUAGAUGUUCCAUUCCUAAGCUUAAAGACCUUUGCAAGGAAUAUAAUUACCUUAACAAUAAACUUAAGAGGCUUAAGCCUUAGAUACUUAAGCUAUUCCUUAAGAGUAGAAAUAAUAAGAAUAGUUUGCAUAAUAGCAAUAACCUAACUAGCCUCAAUUUAUUUCUUAGUCUUAAGUUCAACAGUAAUAAGGCUAAAAAUAGGGUCAGAUGUUCUACUCUUAAGCUUAAAGACCUUUGUAAGGCUUAUAAAUCCAAUAAUAACAAAACUAAUAACCCACUGUUUAAAAUUAAAUGCCUGCUUAAGCUUAAAAUGUUAUUGCUAAUCCUUAAGAGUAAUAACAAUAACAAACUCAUAAACCUUAAUUCAUUUCUCAAUCUUAAGUUUAAUAAUAGACAGGAGCUACUCAAGGUUAAGUAUUCCACUCAUAAGUUCAAAAUCCAGUUAAAGGAUUACAAGCUCCUUAAUAAUAAAUUUUAUAAUAAGUAGAAAUAUAAGGUCCUGUUCCUAUUCAAGUUUAAAGUGUUUAACAAAGCCAAUAAUAAUAAUUAUCAUCAUAAGCUCCACCUGUUGAUUAGUCAUAAUAAUAACAAUAAUAAUUAUUAUAGGUCCCAAUUUAACAAUCAUAAUAUUAAACUCAGUCUUCUUCUGAUGCCUCAUAAUAGUAAAGAAUUUUACCUACUUCAUCUAUAAUUGUAUAUCCUCCAGGUGCUGCUUAGGUUUAAUCUUCUUCUUAAUUUUUGUAAUCAUAAAACUAAUAACCAAGAGAGGCUAUUAGUACUCUUUCUUUAGGACCUGCUACAAACACAAAUAUUCCUGUUGACUAAUAAUAGAGAUAAGGAGUUUAAAAUGCUUUACCUAAUCAUAUUUAGACCUAAUCUUAUUAUAUUCCAUAAUAAUAACAAUCCGUAAUUUCCUUUAAUGGUUCCACUGUGCAAUAAUAAUAAUAAUAACCAAGUUAGAUGAGACCAUCAGGUCAGUUAGUACAAUCAUAAAUUGAGUAAAAAAAAGAUUAAAAUAGCUUAUCUUCUAUAAAUGAUGCCAGCAUUACUGCUAUUCCUCCUAAUUCUUAAAUAUAUAUUUCUAACAAUGCAGCUCCUCUCUAAGCUUCUUAGGUUGACAAAAAGAAGAAGAAGAAAAACAAAAAGAAAAAUAUGACAUAAUCUGAAGCCCCUAUUAUUAGAGAAUAGGAUUUGGAAGACUCUUAAAAAGUAAAGAGAUCUAAAAAACCAUAAUCUCCUAAAUAAGAAGGUUCAGAAGAAUCUAUGUCUAAAACUUCUAUCCCAAUGACUAAAACAGUUGUCACAAAGAAGAAAGUACUCGUAAAAAAGAAAAAAUCAAUAGAUGGAAGCUAAAGCUAAAGCUCUAUCAAGAAGUCUGCGGUAUCAGGUGCUGCUGCUCCAGCUUCAGUCUCUUCAAAUAUGUCCAAGACUUAAGUUCCUUCUAAAUAGAAUUAAUAAGAAAUCUAAUCUCUUCCCUAAUUUGGAAAGGUGACAUCUUAAAAAAUGGAAUCAUCUACUCCUUUAUCUCCUCAUUCUUAAAGCAAAUUAAAAGAUGAAAAGAGUUAAAUUAGACCCUCUAUAUUGCAGAGAAAAUCUAUCUUAAUGACUGGUAGUUAACAAACUAGAACUGUUACCUCUGGAAGUAACAACAUGCUUGAAAAGAUUAUUUUCAUGAAAAACUAAUUAUUAGAAAAGAACAAUGAAAUUGAUGCACUUAAAUUGAAAAUAGAUGAAAAUCUUAAACAAAUUGCUGCAUUAUCAGAAGAGAAUUCUCAACUUAACAUCUAAAAUUCUUAGACUAGAGAAGAAUUAGAAUAAACUUAAAAGUAACUUCAAGAAAACUUCGAGUUCCACAAAUCUGAGAUUGAUAGCCUCCGCCAAGAGUAUGAAAAUACUAUUGCCCCUCUACUUUAAGAAAAAACAAACCUUGAAGAAAGCAAUCUAGCUUUAAGCAAAUAGUGUGAAGCAUUCGAUAUUGCCUUGUAAAAUAGUGAUGAGGAAAAGCAAAGAGCUAUCAGAGAAUUAAUUAAUGAAAAGGAAUAAUUACAAAAUCUAAGUGAAGCCAUAUUGAAAGAUAAAGAUAAAGUUGUAAAUGAAAAUAUUUAAUUGAAGGAUGAAUAAUCUAGAAGAAUUAAAAUGGAAAACCAACUCAUCAAAGACAAUGAAGACUUGAAGAAUUUGAGUGCCAGUUAGUAAAAAGACAUUGAAACUUGGAAAAUCAAAUAUAAAAACCUUAAAAAAGAAAUUAAUGGUUUGCGCUUACAGUUUGAUAGUUAUAAGAAUUAGAUUUUACAUGAAAUUUAAUCUAAUAUUUAAGAUAAAGCAUCUAACUUCUAAGGUAUACUCACUACAAUCAAAAAGAAGUAUCAUGACUAAGGAGAUUCCUAACUUUCCAGUGCUCGUGAAAUGAUAAUUUAGCAAGAUUAAUAAGAAUAAAUUUAAGCACCAACAGCUUUCAGUGCUCCUAGAUAAUAAUAAUAACAACCAUAAUAUAAUAAUUACAUUUCCUAAUCUCAAUAGUAUCAUCCUUAACAACCCUAAUUCAGCAAUAAUUAUAUCACAUAAUCUCAUCCAUAACCAUCUCAUCAAAAGAGCCAUUCUAUACAUUCUUAUGCUCCUAUUCAUACUACUGAGUUCAUCCCCUAGUAAUCUUAGAAUGAUGAAUAAUUCCUGAAUGAAUUAAAGUAUAGAAUUAAUGCUCUUAAGCAAACUUAAGCUGAAUAAGAAGCUCUUUAAUUAAAAUCAUAACAAUAAUUACAAUCUAUUCAAAUGCACUAAAAUGUUAGAUAAUAAUUCUUGAGUACUUAAAAUAUUUAAUAACCAUAAUAAAACUAAACAGUCCCUGCCCAAUAACAAUUUGAUAAUUCAGCUGAUUAAACAAUCUCUGAAUAACACUAUGAAGAUUCAUAGUAGAUGGAUCCUAUCGAAUUCUAAUUAGAACAACUUAUGGUUCUUAAGAGUCAAUAUGAACAAGCACUUGGAAGAGUAAAUACUUCCAUGUCUCCUCAAAAGAGAAAGUGA